Molecule: messenger RNA, 1182 nt
Organism: Racocetra persica
Lineage: Eukaryota; Fungi; Glomeromycota; Glomeromycetes; Diversisporales; Gigasporaceae
Source: the annotation of a GenBank genome assembly
AUGAUCAAAUCUAAACGGCAACAAAAAUUAGAACAAAAACAACUUCAAUCUCGUCGUACCAAAUCGUCAUCUUUUGCUACUAAAACUCCAUUUCGAGAUGCUGAAAGAAAUUUUAAGUCACGUUUACCACCACCAGAUUUUAGCAAAGUGAUUGACUUUGAUAAUUUAGAAAAUUGCCUUGACGAAAUUAAAGAUAAAGUGAUUGAAGUAGAAUUAACUGCUGAUUUAGGUGAAGAAUGCGAAAAUUUAUUUGGAAAAUACAAGGAUGGUGCAUGCAUCGAAAGAAAAAAAGCAUAUUUAUUUAAAGACUUACCAGAUGCGCAAAAACAUGUAAUCAAACGAUGUCUAAAAGAUUUUACAAAGCAUCCAAAUAUUUCUAAUCUUGAUACUCAUUAUGUUUUACCUAAACAAGGAAUUUGGGAACUUUACGAAAAGGUUAUCAACAAUAUAUUGGAUGAAAACGAUAAAGAAUGUUUUAUCCCUUUAAAGGCUUCUUCAAUCAAUAAAAAUAAUGACGUACAAUACUCAGACGAUGGUGAAGAAUCAACUUUAAUAACAGGUCCUCCGUUAGAAUCCACAAAAUCCACCACAAUCAAUGAAGAAAAAUCAGAUCCGCCACCAUCAUCCACCGUUUCUAUACUACCACCAUCUCAAUUAAUCCGUAAAUUAAGAUGGAUCACAUUGGGAUAUCAAUAUCAUUGGUCUACAAAAACAUACCAUUUUGAUCGUCGAUUUGAAUUUCCUCAAGAUAUUAACGAUUUAACAACUGCAGUGGUAAAAGCAAUAGAUGGAAUUGGUUUUCCAGAUGGUAGUUUUAUUCACAAAUAUGAUGUGACAAAAUGGAAACCAGAAGCUGGUGUAGUUAAUUAUUACCAACUUAAAGAUAAUUUAAUGGCACAUGUUGAUCGAAGUGAAAUAAAUAUGGAUGCUCCCUUAAUAUCUUUUAGUUUUGGGCAUUCGUGUAUUUUUUUAAUCGGCGGUACAACGCGUGAUACUCCCCCUUUUGCAGUAUAUUUGCGUAGCGGAGACAUUUCAAUAAUGUGUGGACCUAUUCGAGGAUGUUUUCAUGGAACCCUUCCGUCAUAUCUUACAUCUAACAAUGCAGAAGAUCCAGAAUGGGAUAUUUAUGGUGAUUUUAUGUCAACAACGCGUAUUAAUGUAAACGUUAGGCAAGUAUUUUAA